This is a messenger RNA of Didymodactylos carnosus, 1504 nucleotides long. NCBI's taxonomy places the organism in Eukaryota, Metazoa, Rotifera, Eurotatoria, Philodinida, Philodinidae. The record is from the annotation of a GenBank genome assembly.
UCAUACUUUAAGAUGUAUUUCUUGUUUCUUUCUUAACAGAAACUUUAACACAGAGGAGCAAGGACUUUUCCUAGGUGGAAGUGUACUGGUGUGUAGUACAUUUUUCAUAUAUUUCGAUCUGAAGUUAAAAAAAUAUAUUGAUAACUCCAGUUUUUGAUGUAGAAACGAAUGAACUAAUAAAAAAGGUAUGUUCAUUUUUUUCGUGUUAGGCGCUUUCUUGACGGGCUAGCGAUGCGCUGGUGAAUCGUCUCUUAAGUUGCUUUUACUACAUCACACCAAUGAGCACCAAAUGAGUCUUCUGAAAGAGCACAUCUAAACGUCCUAAGGUGAUGCGCUAUCUUCUUCCUACCAUUUUCAAAGUGGAGUUCAAACUUCAAAAUUAUUGUCGGAAGAAAUUUAAAUUUUUUUAAGUUUUUAGGACACUUCGAUGUUUGUUCAAUUAAGACAUCAUUUCAAACCUUAGGAUCAUCUGCUAUACACCAUUUUAUAGAGAAUUUAAUGGGAAAUCUUAACUACAUCAUUUUUUCUGUAACACCUGUUAUUAGCUAAAGUAUUAUCUAUUUGUAUGAUAUUUCUUGCAAAUGACAGUGUAAAUUUUCGAAACGUCGGAAUAAAGAAAAUUAAAUGGAUCUUUGUAUUUGCUGCCGUUUUAAAGUAGUAACAACCGGAGGCAUCAGUCACUUGCUUUUAACACCUUCUCGAUUUAAUCAAGAGCAAGAGAAUAAAAUAUUUUAAAAGUUAUAUUUAUAAAACACACUUCAAAGUGUGAAAUUACAGAAUAAAAAAGAUCCUUCUUUUACAUGUCCAUACUUAUUACAAAUAUAAUUUUCUAUAUGUUUAGUAUAGAUGGAUAUCUAGAAGAAAAAUUCUCUGUGUGAGAACCAACACCUUUUGAAGUAAAGUUGAAAGUUGAAAAGAAGAAAUUUCUUCAAAAGUUUGAAGAAUCUCGUCUUCCGAUUCGUCUGCAACUCUCUCUAUUCACAACAAAAGAUAUUCAAUUAUUUUUCUUGAAAAUAGAAUCAUUUUGUUUCGAAGUUUUCUAAAAGAUUCAGUAUAAUACUUAUUAUUUUUAACUAGUCACAUAAAUAAUAAUAAAUAAUGUAUUCAAAUAAAAACACGUAUUAAAUACAUAUAAGAACAUGAGAUUGAAUAGAUAAUCAUGCAUUUCAUUCUACUGAUCUAUUUAGUUAUCCCUCCUCAUGUUUUAACCACAGUCACCAUUGGUUGUAUUGCAAAUGGUAUGUUAACAAAUAAUACAGAUAAUUUAACAAGGUGGUUGAAUACUCAAGAUAGUGAAACAUGUUUAUGUUAUGCAUUAACACUGAAUGGUUCAGUUGUUGCAUUAAAUGUGUUUUCUAAUGGAUCAUGUCAACUAUUUUUCAAUUAUUUAUCAUAUAAAGAAAUACAAAUUAACUUAAAUUCGACAUUAUAUUUACUACAACCAUUACCAACAGGUUUAUCUAUUAAAUCUACUGAUGGGUUGUUAGUAUUAUCGUCGUCAUGA